Messenger RNA from Pseudogymnoascus verrucosus, 669 nucleotides. RefSeq lists its product as uncharacterized. The record is from RefSeq and is a predicted model, not a curated record. Lineage: Eukaryota; Fungi; Ascomycota; Leotiomycetes; Thelebolales; Thelebolaceae. The transcript has a single exon. Bases 1 to 669 code for a protein of 222 amino acids.
AUGUCUUGCCAUUUUCAACCUCAUGGGGCCAGCUGUGCAUGCGAUCCGAAUCUAUCACAACAAGAAUACGAAAGUUUCGAACCCUACAAUACUGGCUAUUAUUCAAAUGCCCGUAGGUCGUAUGGUGACGGCUCAGACUCCCACUCGAAUAUCAAUCUAUCCUACGGCGACGAGACCAACUUCCAUUCGAAUGCCUACCAAUCCUUCGGUGACGACGCCAACUACCAAGCAAACGCCUACCACUCCUUCGUCGAUGGCACAGGUUCAUAUGGAUAUCCAAGCUUUGGACAAGACUUUGACGGCUACUCAUCAUAUGGCCAUUCUUAUGGAUAUCCUCAGCAGUACGAGCAGUAUGGGAGCCCGUACCCGGAACCCCCUAGACAAUACGCGCAGCAAUAUGGUUGCAGCUAUCAAGAUUUUGACAGUUGCGGCGGCGGCUGUUGUGCGGUUGAUAUGUCAUCGACUGGUUACUACACGCCGAGCUACUAUGACUAUCUCUGGCCGCCAGUGAUGGUUGAAACCGUGGAAAACGUAGAGGAGUUCACAAUGAAGCGGGAGACUGGGCCAAUGGCUGGAACAAAGUCUAGAGGACCACGGAAGAGAGCGGGUGGAAGGCGUGGCAGAGAGUAUUAUGGGUCAUAUGGGAUGGGUGGAUGCGGCAUGAUGUAG